Molecule: messenger RNA, 834 nt
Organism: Parnassius mnemosyne (clouded apollo)
Lineage: Eukaryota; Metazoa; Arthropoda; Insecta; Lepidoptera; Papilionidae
Source: the annotation of a GenBank genome assembly
AUGGAUCUAUGUAGAAAUGUCCAACCAUACACAUUAAUGGCAUUCGAUAAUUUUUUUACUAGUUUGCCUCUUCUGGAGAUGCUCCAUCACAAAAAUAUAUAUGCUGUGGGUACAAUCCGAGUCAACCGAAAAGGCCUUCCAGCUGAAAUAACUGUAAAGAGGGGAACAAGAGACCAAAUGUGCCUAAAACCAGGAGAAUUUAUGUUUCAACAUGCUGCUCCUAUAUCAGUAAUCAAAUGGAUGGAUACUAAAGAUGUGUAUGUUGCUACUACUGCAUUUGAUCCAAAAAGGGUACAAAUCAUAAAACGCAAACAGAAAGAUGGAACAAAAAAAAACAUGUUUUGUCCUUUGGCCAUUGUAGAAUACGUAAAAAAUAUGGGGGGAGUUGAUCGCUUUGACCACUUCAGGAGCUCUUACUCUAUAGGCCGUAAGUCAAAGAAAAGCUGGUUCCGCCUGUUUUGGUUCCUGUUUGAAGCUGCUCUUAUAAAUGCCUACAUACUCUACAGCCAGGGACACGUCAUGCGCAAUAGUAGUCAUCGCCAAUUUCGUUUACGUGUUGCCAGGGGCCUAGUCAACAACUUUAGUUCCCGCAAGGCAUGUUCCACCAUAUUAAAAAAUAAGAAAGGAGGUGUCUACAAAAUUUCGGAUGAGGUGCGACUGGCCAAAGUCGGUGUACACAUGCCACGAGCUGGAACUAAACGGCGUUGCCGUUUCUGCAGCACUAGAACUAAUCCCAAGCGGUCUAAAAUAGAGUGCAGUUCAUGCAAAGUUCCACUAUGCAUAUCACCAUGUUUUGAAAGGUUUCAUUUACCCUAUGUGCCUCAUAAUUUGUAA